This is a messenger RNA of Cygnus atratus (black swan), 1158 nucleotides long. It is a transcript of the gene WNT2B, whose product is annotated as Wnt family member 2B. Bases 1 to 1158 code for a protein of 385 amino acids. Gene Ontology annotation, cellular component: extracellular region. The transcript has 5 exons. Gene Ontology annotation, biological process: multicellular organism development; neuron differentiation; canonical Wnt signaling pathway. Gene Ontology annotation, molecular function: cytokine activity; frizzled binding. The record is from RefSeq and is a predicted model, not a curated record. Lineage: Eukaryota; Metazoa; Chordata; Aves; Anseriformes; Anatidae.
AUGCUGAGCACAAACCGCCUGGAAGCGCCUCCUGGGAUUGCCGUGGCCCCCGGGCGUGCGGAGUGCGGAGCCUUCCCUCGGACGGCGGGCGCGGCCCCGCGGAUUUACCUGCCCUUCGUCCUCAUCCUGCUCGCCCUGCCGCCCCGCGCUGACUGCUCGUGGUGGUACAUCGGGGCGCUGGGCGCGAGGGUGAUCUGCGACAACAUCCCUGGGCUGGUGAACAAGCAGCGGCAGCUGUGCCAGAGGUACCCCGACAUCAUGCAGUCGGUUGGGGAGGGAGCCAAGGAGUGGAUCCGGGAGUGUCAGCACCAAUUCCGCCACCACCGCUGGAACUGCAGCACCCUGGACCGGGACCACACUGUCUUCGGCAGGGUCAUGCUGCGAAGCAGCAGGGAGGCUGCCUUCGUCUACGCCAUCUCCUCGGCGGGGGUGGUGUACGCCAUCACGCGGGCCUGCAGCCAAGGGGACCUGAAGGCCUGCGGCUGCGACCCCCUCAAGCGGGGCCGCGCCAAGGACGAGCGCGGGGAGUUCGACUGGGGCGGCUGCAGCGACAACAUCAACUACGGGAUCCGCUUCGCCAAAGCCUUCGUGGAUGCCAAGGAGAAGAAAGUGAAGGAUGCCCGGGCGCUGAUGAACCUGCACAACAACCGCUGCGGGAGGAUGGCUGUGAAACGCUUCCUGAAGCUGGAGUGCAAAUGCCACGGAGUCAGCGGCUCCUGCACACUAAGGACUUGCUGGCUGGCCAUGUCAGAUUUUCGGAAAACAGGGGAUUACCUAAGGAAGAAAUACAACGGGGCCAUCCAAGUGAUAAUGAACCAGGAUGGCACCGGCUUCACCGUGGCCAACAAGAACUUCAGGAAGCCCACAAAGACCGACCUGGUCUAUUUUGAGAACUCACCUGAUUACUGCGUGAUGGACAAGUCAGCAGGCUCCCUGGGCACCGCAGGUCGCGUGUGCAACAAGAUGUCCCGCGGGACAGACGGCUGCGAGGUGAUGUGCUGCGGGCGGGGGUACGACACCACGCGCGUCACUCGCGUCACCAAGUGCGAGUGCAAGUUCCACUGGUGCUGCGCCGUGCGCUGCAAGGAGUGCGAGGACACUGUGGACGUGCACACGUGUAAAGCACCAAAACGGGCUGAGUGGUUGGACCAGACCUGA